AUGAAUCGUAGUCCAUGGAGAGAUGAAUUUGGUCCAGUAAUCAAUACACUUCGCAUUUUGGUACGCAGUCAAUUAGGCUAUCAAAUGCGACAUCUUGACUUCAAAGGUGAAAAUUGGACAUUCGAUAGAAUUUGCGAUCUUUUUGGACGUGUCACAACGGUUUCCGCAAGUAUAGGAGAAAUUACGAAACUUGCUACUAAAGGGAUAUAUCCUGGUACAGCAGGUUACACGGUACGAGAUACAGCUCUUAACAAUUCAUCGGGUCUUACACAUCAAAUUUAUCAUGAAGAAGCUGGACCUUCAAGCACUUCUGAUAAUAGAUCCUGGAAAAGCAACGACAAUGGAUUAAGCAGAAAACAAGUUUUCAAAAAUGAAGUAUUAGAUCUUAACGAUGUUCCAAGGAACGGUGCAAAUACUAUUUCGUCAGUACUUCCUCCGAAAUCAAAGUAUUAUGGACCACAUUUACCGGAAGGGUAUCAGUUGAAAGCUAUGGAAGUGGAAUCUUUAAAUACUAGAAAUCGAGAGCGCAAAGUACCGAGUUCCCGCAUAGCAAGACUUGCUCAAUUUGGCCAGCUUGGAGUCAGUCUCAUUAUGGGCGCAGCUGUAGAAGUAAGCAAGCGAACACUAGGAUUUAAUAAGCCUGCAAUUGCAUCAACAGAGAGUAUUGUUUCUGCCACCGGAAAUCCGUUCAUGACGGAAGCGAAUGCAGAGAAGAUUGUACGUACUCUAUGUAGAGUGCGUGGUGCUGCGUUAAAGUUGGGUCAAAUGCUCAGCAUACAAGAUUCGGAUUUAAUAUCACCAACGUUACUCAAAAUAUUUGAACGUGUUCGACACAGUGCUGAUUUCAUGCCAUUAUGGCAGGUUAACCGUCAAAUGUGUGAUUCAUUUGGUGGUGAUUGGCGUAAUAAAUUUGAAAAAUUUGAGGAUAUUCCCUUUGCGGCUGCAUCCAUCGGACAGGUUCACCAAGCCUGGCUGCCGAGUGGAGAGAAAGUUGCGUUAAAAAUUCAGUAUCCUGGAGUAUCAGCAGGCAUUGAUUCAGACAUUGAUAAUUUAGUAACAAUACUGAACUACGGGAACUUCUUUCCGACGGGUCUUUAUUUGGAAAAUUUCGCAACGGUGGCAAGAAAAGAAUUGAAAUUGGAAUGCGAUUACAAACGCGAAGCACGUGCUAUGAAAGAAUUCCAACGUUUGUUAGCGGAUGAUGAACAUUUUUAUGUUCCUAAAGUGAUUGAUAAUUUAAGUACAACACAUGUGUUGACAACAGAGUACAUGCAAGGUGUUCCAAUUGACAAAUGUGUGGAUGAGCCGCAGGAAGUUCGUAAUUACAUUGCUUCUAAAUUUAUCGAGCUUUGUCUCCGUGAAAUUUUCGUCUGGAGGUUUAUGCAGACUGACCCGAACUGGUCUAAUUUCUAUCUUGGCAAACAUCCGACUGCAAAUGGUCCAAGGUUAAUUCUUCUGGAUUUUGGAGCUUCACGUUCGUAUCCCAAGAAAUUUGUUGACCAAUACAUGAACAUUAUUCGUGCUGCUUAUGACAGUGAUAAGCACAAAAUUCUGGAAUAUUCGAAGAAAAUUGGUCUCUUAUCGGGAUAUGAAUCAAAGGUAAUGGAAGAUGCUCAUUGUGAAUCAGUCAGUAUUCUGGGUGAGACAUUAGCAUCAACAACUCCAUACGAUUUCUCGAAACAGAAUGUAACGAAAAGAAUUCACGCAUUAAUUCCUGUAAUGUUAAAACAUCGCCUGAUAUCACCACCGGAUGAAAUCUACUCACUGCAUCGAAAGCUUUCUGGAUCAUUUUUAUUGGCAUCUAAAUUGAAGGCAGUCGUUGCAUGCGGUGCUUUAUACGAACAGAUUUAUGAAGAGUACAAAUUUGGUGAUAAUGCCAGUGCAGAAGAGAUUAAUAUUGAUAAAUAA
Messenger RNA from Acanthocheilonema viteae, 1908 nucleotides. NCBI's taxonomy places the organism in Eukaryota, Metazoa, Nematoda, Chromadorea, Rhabditida, Onchocercidae. The record is from the annotation of a GenBank genome assembly.